This is a messenger RNA of Acaulospora morrowiae, 259 nucleotides long. Lineage: Eukaryota; Fungi; Glomeromycota; Glomeromycetes; Diversisporales; Acaulosporaceae. The record is from the annotation of a GenBank genome assembly.
AUGUCUCGAUCUCAAUCUUUGACUCUGGAACUUCAGUCAAUUCGUGAUGGCAAAGCUUCUAUUGAACACCAAAUUGAUAUCCACGUGAACGACCUGUUCGGCGUUCAAGAAAGUUUACAGUUAUCACUCGAGGAUGUAUUGGAUGGUCUGAGUUAUGUUAUGGACUACCGCAUUAAGGGUGGUCGACUACCAAAUUUGGAUUUCGAACUAAUGAGAAGAUUGUGCGAAGGUUUAUUGUUAACAAUGUCCUCCACAGAAG